This is a messenger RNA of Rhincodon typus (whale shark), 6975 nucleotides long. RefSeq names its product URB1 ribosome biogenesis homolog (gene urb1). Gene Ontology annotation, biological process: maturation of LSU-rRNA from tricistronic rRNA transcript (SSU-rRNA, 5.8S rRNA, LSU-rRNA); maturation of 5.8S rRNA from tricistronic rRNA transcript (SSU-rRNA, 5.8S rRNA, LSU-rRNA). Gene Ontology annotation, cellular component: nucleolus. NCBI's taxonomy places the organism in Eukaryota, Metazoa, Chordata, Chondrichthyes, Orectolobiformes, Rhincodontidae. Bases 40 to 6630 code for a protein of 2196 amino acids. The transcript is spliced from 38 exons. The record is from RefSeq and is a predicted model, not a curated record.
GAGUGGAAGUACAUUGCUGGGGACUCAGACUGCAUAGUCAUGAAGAGUGGCACCUGCUGCCAGAUAAUUCUGAUUUUCCAAACUUUGGAGGCCAUUUUGCUGAGGACCGCCAGCGACCUUGCACAUUUUAGUGCAGUGGGGAUAAACAUAGUGAAGACGUUGCUGCGUAAUUACAUAAAGUUAAUCUACACAGCACUCUACUCAGCAAGUCACAGGUAUAACCGAGCGUGCUUUUGUUUGAUGUCUGCAAUGGUGAGCCAGGGUCCAGAUGCUGCUCGGGACUUUUUGAGCCAGUUUGAUUUCAACAACAAAAGGUUGCCAAACUUAUUGAAAAGUAGAGAUAAACAGGGCAAGCCUGAUGUACGCUUGGCUUAUAUCCAGUUCACAGUUUCAUUUCUGAUUGCUGGCGACAGCAAUACUAUCAGCCAAGUCCUGGAAUUAAAAGAUUUCAUUACAGAUAUUUUCAGUUCUGGUCUGAAAGAAGAUAGGAUUUCUAUCAUAAAUUUACUUCUGUCAGCUUUAAAAACAAAGGUUGUCCAUAAUAAAACCAUAAGUAAAACGCAGAAGGUUCGCUUUUUCACUGCAAGCGUUUUGACCCAUAUUGCUUCGUUAUAUCAUUGGAAUGGAAUUAUUGAUGUCCAAUUAAAUGAUGACAGGCAUGUCCAAGAUUCCAAAGUGGCUGGGAGAGACAUGGUUCGAGAACUUGUACACAGUUUCUUGAUGGAUCUUUGCUGCUCAUUGAAACAUGGCAUCAAUUUCUAUGAUUCCAGCCUGGGUACAGCUAAGAGGGGAGGAAACGUAGUACUGCUGAGAUUUCUCCUGGGCUUAAAAACAGCCACAGAAGAUGAGCUGGUGGCUGAUCUGAUGGUGAACAUCUUCAAAGUGUGCCCUGAUUUAUUAAGCAGAUUCUUCCAAGAAACACAGUAUUCCUUUGUCCCUAGACUUAAGACGGCCUGGCUAGAUAACAUCAAACUACUCCGAAAGAUUUACGAGGCUCAACCAGAGAUUUCCAAUGCCUUCAAGACGAAGGAGUUCAUCCCAAUUCCCCGCCUCCUCCCUAUGGUGAUGAUUACAACAGUACCUCCAGUGGCUACUAAGGCUAUGUUUACUCAGGGACUCAAUUUUACAAACAAAGUAGUCCAACAUACUACCUUCUCCUUGCUUGCAUAUGUUCUGAAGAGGGCUCUCAACAACAUUGAGUACUGCCUGAAUGUGGAAGUGUGGGAAAACUCUGAUAUUUACACUCCUGGUGCAAUGGAGGAUUUUGCACAACAGUUCAAAGAGAAUCUCAGCAAGCAUUUACCAGACAUGAAUAGCAUUGUGGCUACAUGGCAAUCUUUGUUAAAGAACAAAGAAAAGGAAGAGGAUGGAAAAGAAAAGCAGGGAGAUGAGAAAAACACAAAACGCACCAGUGCAGCAAAGCAAGCAAAUGAGAUUUCAGUUCUUACAGAACACCACGGUGAAGAUGAUGCUGAGACCACAGUUCUGAAGGCAGUUGUGCUCCAGGUUAUGUGUCUUUACCAGAAAGUGGUCCCUCAUAUGGUUUCACAGUGUGCAUUUGAUUUCAGUAAAUUGCUUAAAGGCAUUGUGACUGAGAAAGGGGUCAGACAGGAAGUUGCUCCUGUUCUACAGCACCACAUACUUCAGCUUGCCCUGGAGCUGCCUGCCAACAAGUUUGCUUGGUUCAGAAUUCAGGAUAUCACAAGUACAGAGAAAAGUGGUGGAGAAAAAUCAGUAUUUUAUUUGUUGAUUAAAAUGUAUGUGACUAGUAAGAGUUCUCAACUGCAAAUGUCGACCAAGCAUCUUAUUAUAAAGGUUUUAAAAGAGAGUGGAAUUUUUGAAUACACCUGGAAAGAGCUAGAACUGUGGGUGAAAGGUCUUUCGUCUGUUUCUGAUUCGGAACAAGACAGUGUCAUUUUAUUUCUUGAAAGGGUUCUGAUAAAGUUAAUAUCAAAUCCAUAUCCUUACACAGACAAGAUCUCAGAUGCAAUACAAGAAGCCAGCAUGCUUCAAGCAAACCUUGGUGGACAGGACUCUGAUACCGUCAGCUUGCCUAUCUCACAUAUUGAUGAUGUUCUGGAUAUGGUGGAUGUUAUUAUGGAGACCAGUGAAGGUCUGAAUGAAGAGAUUGGGAUUACUUUGAGUGAGGAUAUGAUUGCACAGACCUUUCCUUUCAGUGCUGUGGUUACAGCUGCUUUGGAAGCCAAGAACAAGGUUAUUUUAGAAAACAGUAGUGGAAAAGAUGCUAUUCUGAAGUAUCUUUCUGUCGUUAUGACUGACAUUCUACAUGUGCAACAAGAUCCAUUGGCUUUGUGUCUGGUAUUACAGUCAUAUGACAAAGAACUGGAUUCAUUGCCUGAAAAACAAACUAUGCACAAAAAUAUUUUGCAGCUGCACAAAUAUUAUAGGCUUUGGAUCCCACAACAAGCCCAGGAAACGCUGCUUGAACAGUUUGGUUCAGAUGCAAUGAAUCCUGCAGUAUUGAAAGAUACUUCAUUCUGCAGCCUUCUAAUGAAUGCAUAUGGAAUGGGAGAUACCACCCUUCUAAAUGAUGAGGUUAAAGAAGAUUUGAAGCAAGCUGUUACAAAAUUGUGUCUACACGAGCUAGUUCUGGCUGUGAAGCAGCUGAUUUUAUACAUCCGAACUUCUGUGGAGAACUUUAGUAAAAUGAAAAGAGGCACUGGCUUAGAGCUGAUUGGAUUAUUUAUGGAUCUUUUGAAACUGUUGUUCUGGAGAUGUGAACAGAUUAAUGAUUCCAUCAACAUGAAGUUCAUGAAAGAAAGUGAACCCAAGCUUUUCUUGGACCUUGAUUUUAUCAUGGAUGGAGAGAUAAAGAAGGACCAGGUCCUGGAAAGCAUGUUAUUGGCCAUUUUUAAACACCCAACGCUGGAACAGUGGUUCUUGGCUUUGGAAUUACAGACUGCAAUACCACAUAGCUUAAACCCUGUCAGUUUCAAAAUGCUGUCAGCCCACCUCACUUCUGAAAUCCUGAGCCUCCUCCAACAGAGUGCUCCAUCAUUGCAUCGACUAGGUCGCAUGGAUGUAGUGAUGACUUAUUUUAAAGCUAUCGCUGAAGCUGCAUUGAAAGAACUUGAAAUGAGAAAAACGACUGAAGAGAAAUCAACCGUGAGCAAUAAGAAGUCCUUACCUUUAAAAGGUCUGGAGAUUUUGCAUGGCUAUCUGGAUACAACUCAGCUCAAAGAACUUGUGACAUCCAUGUUGGAACUCCCAGAAAAAUGUUUAGCCAUCCAGACUAAGCCUGAGAAUGGAGGUGAUGGAAAGAAACAAUUAACCAUGUAUGGGAAGAUUUUGGUCCAAAUCCUUAUAGAAAAUAACCAGGAGUCUCCAGGCAGAGGUGAUCUGGUGCUAUCGUGUUACCAUUUCAAUGCUUUAGGUACACUUUUACAGUCUUCACACAGUGAAGAGUUGGAGAAGGUUCUUCUUGGAAUCCUAAAGAAAGAGCCGCUCUUUGCACAACUCGUGAAAUCAGAUGUUUUUCUUCAUUGCUUGAAUCGCGUGACUGAAACUUCCCUCUCGAUUUGUGAGAUACUCAUUCAACAGAGCAGCACUUACCUUUUACAAUUCGAACUUUGGUGCUUAGUUGCAGGGAGAAUGAAAUACCUGCAGAGCAAUAUGGCUGUUUACCUUUCACUGUUUAACAUGUAUCUACAGCACCAAGGAAAGAGUGACUAUGCCCGACCAAAGAAAGUCUUUGCAGAUGUGCUGAUGUUUAUCAAAGCAACCAUGUGGAAGAGACUUGUAAGCUCUAUUACAUCAGACGAUCCAUCCAAUGAAGUUGAUUUGCAAAUGCAAGUACUCUCCAGAUUAGUGAAGUUAUUGCCAUCUCACACCGAUGUGUCAUGUAUUAUGGAACAGCUACCUCCAGUGCUGGAGAAAACAGCCAGUUCUUCAAGGUGGAUUUUGGCAGAUGCAGUCUGCACUGCAUUGGGGCACAAUCCUGAAGACCAGCGAUCCUGGAGAAAAUCCAUGUUAAAGGCCUGUCUCCGGUGGGUAGUUGCCACCUAUAGCAACAGCAAGGAUCAGGAGGAGAGCAUGCAGGAAACUGAAAUAGCAAUGCUGGGCAGGGUACAGGAGCUGGUGGUUUUAAUCGGUGAGGUUGACUCAGAUGAAUGGAACAACUUUUUAAAGAAAGGACUAAAGUACCGCUAUAGAGAUUGGGCAUUUAUGGAAGCCCUUCAUAAACUGGUACAAAUAUUGUAUGAGAACGAAGACCUGGCUCAAAGUUUGAUCCCACUGCCCAUGAUUCACAUGAUGAUAACAAAUCACUCUCUGUUUCUGCCAACCAUGCUGAGGGCCAGAGAGGAUCUGGAUGAAUGCAGAAAAACAAGAGAUGCUCUGGUUGAUGUGUUACUGGUUUUGGUCAGACAAUGUCCAACUGUGUGUAACAGCAAUCAUUUUGGUAUUUUGUUGGGGGCUUAUGGAGCAACGCUUAGUAACACAGAUCAGAAGCUGCUGAUGAUCCUGCAGUCUUAUGAGAAAAACAACAUAAGUCUUGCUGAAUACAGGCUGUUGCUUUGGGGUCCAGCUGCUGUUGAGCACCACAAGACUUGCAAGAGCCUGGGGCCAUCCUUGUGGCAACAACCAGGCAUGGAAGAAAUCCUGUCACUUCUGGACAAAGAGAAAAUGUUCCAAACAAUUGUUAACUUCCCUCAGUGUCGCUAUCUCCUGCCACAGGAUGGAAAACAGUUAGUAUCCAAAGAGUCUAGUAUUAAGGAGUCCCACAAUCUCUAUGAUCCUUGUUUUUUGUUGCCCCUCUUCAGUGCAUUAAUUACAUCAGAAUCUGUGGUAGACUGCUACAAGUUUGUUGAUGUUAAUGCUUUAGGAUUAACUGUAGCAGCUCUUAGCAGUUAUGAUCAGAAUGUAAGAGCUGCGGCCUAUCACAUUCUGGGUAAUUACUACAUGCAUCUGGAGGCUGCUCGCUUUAAGGAAAAGCAGCAGCUGCUGUACCUACUGGAUGUGGUGAAAAAUGGGAUCCGACAACCUAAUGCCAGAUUCACCUUCUGCUUGGCACUUUAUGUUGCUAAAGUUGCUCAACAAAUGCUAAAACCAGAGGAACACAUGUACAUGAAGAUUAAUAAUUUCCUAUUGACACAUCAAUAUUUGGACUUGAGAAAAGUGCCUGGGUUUUUCAAGCUUUUCUACAGCUUUGACAUGGAGCACAAGACUGAACGUGAAUGGAUUUUUGAACUCCUUAUAAAUGGUUUAAAGGACAAAGACUGCUAUGAGCUUUGUGACCGUCAGAAAAUCAUCCAUGUUCUCCUUGCCUUUUUUAACAGCCCAUUGUGUGAUGAGACAGCAGAGAAACAGAUAAUCCAGAUACUGAUACAUGCUGCCCACAUCACAAAAGCAGCAUAUCAGCUGAUCAGAGACCACAAUUUACUGACAUGGAUAUUGCAUAUCUUACAGAGACGGGUUUUAGAAAACAGACUGAUGUCUGAUUUGAUUUCGCUCCUACACACUUUGUGGUUCACUAACCUAGGAAACAAAGAAAAGACUCAGAAGUUUUUGCCUCUUCUGCUGAUACAUGAAUUUCUAUAUGUUCUGACUGUUCUAAUGCAACACAUUUGGAUAAAGGUUGACACCAAAACAUUUGCAGAAUUUUUACAGAUAUUAAGUUCGGUUUUACAUCAUCGUUCUGGUGCUUUCGAUAACUACAAGGAAGUGGGCUGGAUUACCAUAAAUGAAAGAGUUCUGUCUCAUACAGAGGCCUUGUUAUUGUUAUAUAAGUGGAGUAUUGUGGGAAAGGAGUCCCAUAUACAGGAGGAGUUGCAAACUUUGGCCCAUAAAUAUGAAGUUAAGGAAAUAUUACAAAUUAACAAAGAGAAGAACAAACCUAAAGGACAUGGUUGGAGAGGAUCUCAGCACAGUAGAAGGAAGAGGGGUGACACACAGGAUGAUACGGAGAACGGGGUGGAAGAGACCUGUCUAGAAGACUGUAAAGUAUCAUUGAGGUCUAUAUUCACACACUGGGCUGCAGUCUUCCAAAGUGAAACCUUAGGUUUCCAGGAGAGCCAGGAUAAAAUAGACAGUGCUAUUAAAGCAACCACAUGUUUGAUAGUGAAAUGGGUUAUCGAGUCAGGAAUUGAAAAUCCAAUGAGUGAAUCUGAGUGUUUCUCUGUACUAAGAUGGCUUCAGAGAAAUAUCCUGUCCUGCAGUGCAAUAGCUCAAGAACUUCUAAAGGACAGUGCUUUACGACAUCAUCUUCUUCGAUUUUAUAGUAGAGUCACCAGUGAAAUAGAUGGAAAUGGUUUGACAGGCGACCUUUCAUACCUCUUCACCAGUAUUAUGCUACAGCUGCUGGAGGUUCGAGGCCUACUCGAUCAGAACAUGUACGAGAAUGUAAUCAAACCAAUCUGUCUUCCUGCACUAAAAAACCAGGAUCAUGAAUGGAGAGCAGCAACUUUGUUUCUCCUCUCGGUUUACGUGUGGGACUUGUGGCUUGGAGCACAGGAACCUCAGAUCUUUCUGGCUCGUGUAAAAUUGAUCUCAGAGGCCUCUGAAGAUACGCCAAGGCUUGGAAAGAGCCCGAAAGCAAAGCAAAAGAAGACACUUGAUGCCAUUGUAUCUCUCUGUAAAGACAUCUGUUCCCUUGUUGAAAGAGGUAGUUGAAAAGCUGCCUUUUUAGUUACACUAUCAAAGACUGAUUUAUUUUGCUAUAAUUUUACUGGUGAUCAGGCAAUUGAUAGUUCUUUUGUUGAUUGUGGUGUAUGUUAUGCUUUUGGCACUGUCAAGCAGUACACUUUUUAAAAUAUUAAGCCUGUUAUUGAAAAUCUAUGCCAAACUUGUAAUAAAUAAUUACUUAUCUGUAAAUACACAGUAGAGCGUAAAUGAAUAAUAGUCUUAGUUUUCAGAUACAGUGGUUUUCCUUUAUCAAAUGGUAAACUUUGUUAGGUGCUUUCAAUAAACAAUAGUAUCUUUUUAAGAAUAAUAUAUCGAGGAAGUCAAUUUCCUAAC